UAGGCUACGACCCACGUAUUCUUUGCAUUUGCACAAAACAAUAAAAAUAAAAACAAAGCUGUCCCAGAACACGACCCUCAUUCCUUGGAACGGUUAAUAACACGGUGGCGACCUACUUGCUCCAACAUGAACACCAGUGGAGGGAAAAGCGGGUGAUUACACGUCCACAAAACUGAAGCGAAAACUACACCUGACAGUUCAAGAUUCACGCUUGACUCGGUUGAAACACCCGGACCCGAGUUCCCUCUACAGAGAUUUUACAUAAAUAAAACACUAAAAAUAAAAAUAAAGUUCAAAAAAAGACAAAGGUGUUGGUUUUCAAUUCAGAUGGCAGUCGUCAACUUAAGAGACACCAGAGAGUCUGCUGCUGUAUCAACUUCCUUGGCAUGCAGCCCCCCAACGUGGACAUGGACUUCCUUUCCCAGACGUUAUCUAAUCGCAGUGAUGGCCUUUUUUGGAUUCUUCAACAUUUACUCCCUUCGAGUGAAUUUGUCAAUUGCAAUUGUGGCAAUGACAGAAAAUCGCACAACAAUACAUGCUAAUGGAACCAUUGGAUAUGAUCAAGAUUUCCCAUGGAGUUCCAAGGAGCAAGGCCUUUUACUGAGUUCGUUCUUCUAUGGAUACAUCACCACCCAGCUUCUAGGGGGCUGGUUGGCGCCAAAAAUGGGCGCAGGCAAACUAUAUGGAUUGGGAAUUCUCACAACUGCCAUUUUGACUCUGCUCACUCCAUUAAUUGCUAACGUUGGCCUAGCCCCCCUGGUUGCCAUUCGCAUUUUGGAGGGAAUCUUUGAGGGAGUAACUUUCCCCGCAAUGCACGCUUUGUGGAGUCGAUGGGCCCCGCCACUCGAACGAAGUAAACUAGUAACGAUCGCCUAUUCCGGAAGCUAUUUCGGCACGGUGGUUUCUAUGGGAGUAUGUGGACUUUUGGCCGAAUAUCUCGGAUGGGCUUCCAUAUUCUACGUUUCGGGUACAUUUGCUCUACUAUGGUGGGUACUAUGGUUCGUUUUGGUAAAAGAAUCGCCACAAGAAGACCGAUUCAUCAAGAGAGCGGAACUGGAUUAUAUUUCAAAUUGCCUCGGCGUAACUGCCAAUCAACAUACUCUACACGUACCAUGGAAAUCAAUUUUAACGUCACUGCCCGUUUGGGCCACCGUCGUUGCACAUUUCGCAGAGAACUGGGGCUUCUACACGCUUUUGACACAACUUCCAACAUUCCUGAGCGAUACGUCCGAGCUUAAACUGGAUAAAACGGGAUUCCUUGCCGCCAUUCCAUAUUUGGCCAUGGCCAUAGUUGUUCAAUGCGGUGGCCAGUUGGCUGACUGGCUUAGAUCAAGAUGGCGUGUCGAAACAACCAAAGUUAGAAAAAUCUUUACAUGUGGAGCCUUCGUUGCUCAGACCGUCUUUAUGCUCGCCACUGCUUACACGCACGCCGUCACUCCCGCAAUAAUAUGCCUAACUGUUGCUGUUGGUUUUGGAGGUUUUGCAUGGUCGGGAUUCAGUGUGAACCAUUUAGAUAUUGCGCCUCAAUUCGCCUCGUUGAUCAUGGGUCUAUCUAAUACCGUGGCAACCGUGCCCGGUAUUAUUAGCCCCAUGAUAACUGGCUACAUUGUUCAAAACAAGACUUCCGGCGAGUGGCAUAUUGUGUUCUACAUCUCAGCCGCAAUUUACAUGAUCGGAUGCGCAUUUUACGCCUUUGCUGCAUCGGGAAAUCGUCAAACAUGGGCACAACCUAUCGAAGAAAACAAUCCCAAAACAGAAAAUACUGUGGCACUGGACACGGUCAACUAGAUUCCCAAAAAUUACGGAGGAAAAAAUGGACGCCGUGUUGCCAGGACUUCUCAUUCAAAUCUUACAAAGAUAAAUAUUGAUGAUCUGAUAUUUAUGGAUUAAACGUUCGCUUGUUAAAAAAAAAAGAAAUGUCUUCACAAUUUGUGGUGGUUUACGUCGUUAUUACAUUGUUAUUUUUUAACGGAAAUAGAAUAUUUUGUCUCUAA
Messenger RNA from Daphnia carinata, 1994 nucleotides. It is a transcript of the gene MFS9, whose product is annotated as sialin-like. Gene Ontology annotation, molecular function: transmembrane transporter activity. The transcript is spliced from 11 exons. The record is from RefSeq and is a predicted model, not a curated record. Gene Ontology annotation, biological process: monoatomic anion transport; transmembrane transport. The coding region runs from base 328 to 1788 and encodes 486 amino acids. Gene Ontology annotation, cellular component: plasma membrane. Lineage: Eukaryota; Metazoa; Arthropoda; Branchiopoda; Diplostraca; Daphniidae.